CGCUGCUGUAGUCGUCGAUGAGUCUCUCGAUGUUCUCUCACGCACAAUAUCAGAAACGAAAUGGCUGAAGAAAAUGUUGAGCAAACUUCUGGAAUUCUUCAGGAAAUUUUCACUUCGCCUCUGAACAUUAGCUUGCUAUGUCUUUGUUUGUUCCUUUUGUACAAAAUCGUCCGUGGAGACAAGCCUGCAGACUUUGGCCCGGUUGAGGAGCCAUUGCCUAAACUAAAGAAAAGAGAUUUCACUUUAGCAGAACUGCAAGAGUACGAUGGACUGAAAAACCCAAGAAUCCUCAUGGCUGUUAACGGGAAAGUGUUUGAUGUUACAAGAGGGAAGAAAUUCUACGGACCAGAGGGCCCUUACGGAGUCUUCGCGGGCAAGGAUGCAUCCAGAGGACUGGCCACGUUCUGUUUGGAGAAGGAGGCCUUGAAAGAAACUCAUGAUGAUCUUUCAGAUCUCAAUGCUAUGCAGCAGGAGAGCCUGAGCGAGUGGGAGACCCAGUUCACACAGAAAUAUGAUUACAUUGGGAAGCUUCUUAAACCUGGAGAAGAACCAACAGAGUACACAGAUGACGAGGAAGUCAAGGACAAAAAGAAGGAUUAGAACAUGGAUCCAAACCUAGCUCUUCUAUCUGUGCUUAAAUGACUUAGAUUUGUUGCAGUCAAACUUGCCUUUUUGUCUGAACCUCUAUGUCAUUUUAUGUGACUUUAAUUAGUAUGUCAUAUGUUUAUAAAUAAUUUCAUAUCUCUGUAUUCCUAAAACUAAUGUAACAUAUGUUAUAUCUACAGCAACUGUGACUCAUAAUCAUGUCUUUUGAAGAAUUCUUGGGGGUAAAUAUAUUCUUCAGGAAUAUAUGGUUGCUGUAAAUAUGGGACACAAUUUCUCACUAGAUUUUUAUCUAACCAGAGAACAUUUAAACCAAAUGCAUAUAUAAACAUGAAGACACACUAGAAUACUUUUAAAUGAGCAUUAUAUUAAAAGACAGUGGAAAUCUCAUUCAGGGGUAUGUGUCAGAUCAGUUUCCUUGAUACAGAUUAAGACUAGACCCAUACUAAAUAGGGUUUUCAAGCAAACUCCUCACAUGCUAGUCUUAUCAUCUGCUCAAGACAUUUGUAGAUUAGGUUCACGCAACAUUCUAAGAGAUUAUGAUUUACAAAGACAAGUAUUUGCAAAACACCUUUUCUGUUCAUAAUAUUCAUUAUUAAAUAAUAUGAUGUAUUA
Messenger RNA from Ctenopharyngodon idella (grass carp), 1218 nucleotides. RefSeq names its product progesterone receptor membrane component 1 (gene pgrmc1). The record is from RefSeq and is a predicted model, not a curated record. The transcript has 3 exons. The coding region runs from base 61 to 600 and encodes 179 amino acids. Gene Ontology annotation, cellular component: endomembrane system; membrane. Lineage: Eukaryota; Metazoa; Chordata; Actinopteri; Cypriniformes; Xenocyprididae.